This is a messenger RNA of Pocillopora verrucosa, 787 nucleotides long. RefSeq names its product glutathione S-transferase 3, mitochondrial. The record is from RefSeq and is a predicted model, not a curated record. Gene Ontology annotation, cellular component: membrane; endoplasmic reticulum; nuclear envelope. Gene Ontology annotation, molecular function: glutathione transferase activity; glutathione peroxidase activity. Lineage: Eukaryota; Metazoa; Cnidaria; Anthozoa; Scleractinia; Pocilloporidae.
GGUCGUAGCCUCGAUCUCGCUCUCGUUCUCUACUUCAAAAUGGUGUCGAUGAAUAUCCCAAACGAAUAUGGCUAUGUUGUUCUCACAUCUGUUGCCUCUGGCGUGAUGAUGGUUUACUUAGGGUUAAACGUGGGAAAAGCACGGAAACUCUACAAAGUAAAUUACCCUAAGAUGUAUGAUGACAGCAAGCCUAUUUUCAAUUGCUAUCAAAGGGCACACCUGAACACGGUUGAAGUUUAUCCCCAGUUCUUGCUUUUUCUGUUGCUUGGAGGAUUGGAACAUCCCGUGUUAACUUCUGCAGCAGGACUUGUCUGGAUUGUCAGUAGAUUCUUCUAUGCCCAUGGAUACUACACUGGAGAUCCCGAGAAGCGCAUGCGUGGUAGCUUUGGUUACUUGGGUUUCUUCACCAUGCUUGGAUGCACUGUCAAGCUGGGACUUCGCUUGCUGGGUUAUUUCUAAACCAGUGUAUCACCCUCAAGAACAUAUAUCAUACUACAUUCGUUUCCUGACUCGCCUGUUUUUUUCACCAGAACAAUUCAACCACUAUAGAUAAUCCCCACAAUGAAAUGAAUACUUGUAUUUUUUUAUCAGUAGGAAUUCGUAGGUCUUCAAUUGUAUUCAAUUAGCACCAGAUUAGUUAGCUUUUUUACAAUUCUUGUAUUUCUGAUUUAAACUAGAUAGUAAACGUACAAUGUAAACUUAAGAAAUCAUCAAACCAAUGAAUAAUUUAGGUUUAAGAAACCAUCAAUGCAAACCAAUGAAAUAAAGUAGACAGAUCUACCGGUAA